CGUUCCUUGUCUCCUCACAAUAGUCACAAGGAUUUUUCUAAUUCGAUUGCCAUCAAGAACACACACACCGGCUUCAGAAUGAUGUUAGCACUGUUUUGAGACAAAAUCAGGAAGGGGCUCUUUCACAACAUCAAGCAUGUCAAUUUCUAUGAAAGAUGUGGACCCGUCUUUCCGCGGAGUUGGACAAAAGGAUGGUUUGGAGGUAUGGCGUAUUGAAAAUUUCAAGCCUGUUCCCGUGCCAACAUCUUCAUAUGGAAAAUUUUACAUGGGUGAUUCAUAUAUUAUCUUAAAGACAACGGCCUUGAAAAAUGGCUCGUUCCGCCAUGACCUCCACUAUUGGCUUGGGAAGGAUACUAGUCAGGAUGAAGCUGGAACUGCUGCAAUUCUAACCGUGGAGCUUGAUGCUGCCCUUGGAGGACGUGCUGUGCAAUAUAGGGAAGUACAAGGCAGUGAAACUGAAAAGCUUCUCUCAUAUUUUAGACCCUGCAUCAUGCCACAGCCAGGAGGGGUAGCUUCUGGGUUCAAUCAUGUAGAGAUCAAUCAACAAGAUCAUGUUACCCGCUUAUAUGUGUGCCAAGGAAAGCAUGUUGUUCAUGUCAAAGAGGUUCCUUUUGCUCGUUCAUCCCUUAAUCAUGAGGACAUAUUCAUUUUGGAUACCAAGAACAAAAUUUUCCAAUUCAAUGGCUCUAACUCAUGCAUUCAAGAGAGAGCAAAAGCUCUUGAAGUUGUGCAAUAUAUCAAAGACACCUUCCAUGAGGGCAAGUGUGAAGUUGCAGCUGUUGAGGAUGGAAAGUUGAUGGCUGAUGCUGAAGCUGGUGAAUUUUGGGGUUUGUUUGGUGGUUUUGCUCCUCUCCCAAGAAAGACAUCUUCAGAGGACAAUGAGGACAAUGGAGACGAUAAGGAAACUGUAACCAAAUUGCUAUGUUUUAACCAAGGAACACUAGAGCAUAUCAAUUACGAAUUAUUGGAGCAUGAGUUGCUUGAGACAAACAAAUGCUACUUGAUGGACUGUGGUGCUGAAAUGUAUGUUUGGACGGGGAGAGGUACUUCUUUGCAACAAAGAAAGGGUGCAAGUGAAGCUGCUGAGAAAUUGCUCAUUGAUGAAAACCGGAAAAGAUCAAAUGUUGUCAAAGUGAUUGAGGGAUUUGAAACAAUCGUGUUCAAGUCAAAAUUUAACAAGUGGCCACCUACACCUGAUUUGAAGCUAUCAUCUGAGGAUGGCAGAGGGAAAGUGGCAGCUCUACUCAGAAGUCAAGGAUUGGAUGUCAAAGGAUUGAUGAAAGCUGAUCCUGUAAAAGAAGAACCCCAGCCUUAUAUUGAUUGCACAGGUCAUUUACAGGUUUGGCGAGUAAAUGGCAAUGACAAGACUCUUCUUUCACCUUCUGAUCAAUCAAAACUUUACACUGGAGACUGCUACAUUUUUCAAUACACAUACACCGGAGAUGACAAGGAGGAAUGUCUUGUUGGAACUUGGUUUGGAAAGAAAAGCAUUGAGGAGGAGAGGACAUCGGCAAUUUCAUUGGCUAGCAAGAUGGUUCAGGCUGCAAAAUUCCAAGCUGUCCAGGCUCGCCUCUAUGAAGGGAAAGAACCAAUCCAAUUUUUUGUCAUAUUUCAAAGUCUUCAAGUUUUUAAGGGUGGACUUAGCUCUGGAUACAAGAACUUUAUUGCUACAAAUGGUAUCGAAGACGACACUUAUGUAGAAGCUGGGCUUGCUCUCUUUCGGAUUCAAGGCUUGGGAUCAGAAAACAUGCAAGCAAUUCAAGUUGAUGCAGAGUCUUCAUCAUUAAAUUCAUCCUACUGUUAUAUUCUACACGAUGGAAAUACUGUGUUCACAUGGAUUGGGAACCUUACGACCUCACUGGAUAAUGACUUGGUUGAGAGACAGCUAGAUGUGAUUAAGCCAGAUUUGCCAUCCAGGUCACAAAAGGAGGGGAAAGAAACCGACCAAUUCUGGGAACUUUUAGGUGGUAAAUCCAAGUAUUCAAACCAAAAAAUAGGAAAAGAAAAUGAAAGCGACCCUCAUCUUUUCUCAUGUAUUUUAUCCAAAGAAAAUUUGAAGGUCAAAGAAAUACACCACUUUACUCAGGAUGAUCUGAUGGCAGAAGAUAUUUUCGUUCUUGAUUGCCACUCCGACUUGUUUGUUUGGGUUGGACAGGAGGUGGAUACCAAAUUGAGAUCACAGGCGAUGGAUAUCGCCGAGAAAUUUCUUCUACAUGAUUUCCUUAUGGAAAAUCUCUCCCAAGACACACCGGUUUUUAUUGUUACAGAAGGAAGUGAGCCACCGUUUUUUACUAGGUUCUUCAUUUGGGACUCAGCAAAAUCACGGAUGCAUGGUAGUUCAUACCAGAGGAAGCUUGCCAUUGUAAAGGGUGGAGUGACUCCAUCGGUUGAUAAACCCAAAAGGCGAACAGCAGCAUUUUCAGGAAGGAACGCAGGACAAGAUAAAUCUCAGCGCACAAGAAGUAUGUCCCACAGUCCAGAACGUCACCGUGUCCGAGGAAGAUCUCCAGCUUUCACUGCAAUAGCUUCUGCAUUUGAGAAUCCAAGUACCCGAAAUCUUUCCACCCCUCCCCCUGCUGUCCGGAAACUCUUCCCAAAAUCCGUUGGGUCUGAUUUCUCAAAGACAUCAUCCAAAGAAUCAGCUAUCAGUUCUCUCACCAGUGCUUUUGAGGGUCCUACGAAAAGCACAAUACCUAAAUCUGUAAAAGCGAGCCCCGAAGGAGAGAAGACAAUACAGGAGGAAGGCUCGACAGCCGGUGCAAGUGAAAAUGACCUAGACGAUGACGAGGGGGGAACAAUCUACCCAUAUGAACGUCUGAUAAUCACAUCUGAUGAUCCUGCUCCUGACAUUGAUGUCACCAAGCGAGAGGUCUACUUAUCAUCAAGUGAGUUCAAAGAGAAGUUUAACAUGACAAGAGCAUCAUUCAACAAUCUUCCGAAAUGGAAGCAGAACAGGCUAAAGUCUGAUCUCCAACUCUUUUAGCUUAACUCUGUGCAAUGUCCCUGUACUCACCUUGGAGGCUUCAAAAUUUUUUGAGGGCACACGAGUUUCCAUGCCAUUAUCAAUUUCUUCUCUUUAUCUAUUCUUUCAGCAGCAACAAGUUAACUAGGUCUCGGGUAGUGCCUUUCCCCUUUAUUGAUCUAGAGAGCUCAUGAAUGUUGUGUUGUGGGUCUCACAUUUUUGUACUAAUGCAAUUUUUAAGAAAAAUGUCUAUCUGCUAUC
Molecule: messenger RNA, 3223 nt
Organism: Oryza brachyantha (malo sina)
Lineage: Eukaryota; Viridiplantae; Streptophyta; Magnoliopsida; Poales; Poaceae
Product: villin-4
Exons: 23
Coding region: 137-2983 (948 amino acids)
Biological process (GO): actin filament severing; cytoskeleton organization
Molecular function (GO): actin filament binding
Source: RefSeq, a predicted model, not a curated record